Carica papaya (papaya) is the source of this 1490-nucleotide messenger RNA. RefSeq names its product putative receptor-like protein kinase At4g39110. NCBI's taxonomy places the organism in Eukaryota, Viridiplantae, Streptophyta, Magnoliopsida, Brassicales, Caricaceae. Gene Ontology annotation, cellular component: plasma membrane; plasmodesma. The record is from RefSeq and is a predicted model, not a curated record. Gene Ontology annotation, biological process: protein autophosphorylation. Gene Ontology annotation, molecular function: ATP binding; transmembrane receptor protein tyrosine kinase activity.
AGGAGUCGUCUUCUUCUUCUUCUUCUUCUUCCCUCCACAAACAAUGCCACAAUCUUGGGAAUAACCAGACUCCAUUUGUGCUGUCAAUUUUCCGAGAAAAAAAACUAGCCGAACAAAUUUUCUCUCCCUAUUCUUACCGAUUUAUAACAAUGUCCACCUUCUGUUUCUUUUCUUUUGCUCUCUAAAUAAAGAUCCUGAGUUUUAAAUUUCUCAACCCUCAUCCCCCUCCCUAGCCAGGAGGGAUGGAGAUAGGAAACAGAUCCAAAUCCCACCAAACAAUUCAUUUUCUAUCCCCUUUGUUGUCGUCUUUACUUUCAUCAACAAUGGUGAUUUUCCUCCUGGCUCUUCUCGCCUUUUCCAGCCCCGUUUUUGUCUCGUCCGCAACUCCGACGACCGCUGUCAAUGGCUUUACCCCUGUUGAUAAUUUUCUCUUCGCGUGUGGGGCUAAGACCUCGCCGAAAACUCCUGAUGGGAGAGUGUUUAAGAAUGAUCAGGGAACGACUCAGCAUCUUGAUACACAGAAUGAUGUUCUUGUUUCAAUUCCAUCGGCCGACAAUGUUUCUUCUCCGAUUUAUUUAUCCGCCAGAAUCUUCCAUGAACAUGCUACUUAUAAGUUCACCUUGAAGCAACCUGGUUGGCAUUUUGUUCGUCUCCAUUUUUUCCCCUUUCAGAAUGACCAGUUUGAUCUUGCGAAGGCGACUUUCUCUGUUUCCACGGACAAGCUGACUCUUCUCCAUAACUACAGAUCUAACAACAACACUCAGCCUCUCCAGAAAGAGUACCUGAUGAAUUUGACAGAGGCUGAGUUCUUCAUCAAUUUCUUGCCGAUGAAGAGUUCCGCUGCCUUCAUCAACGCCAUUGAGGUUGUCUCGGCUCCGGAUGAUUUAAUCUCCGAUUCCGGAGCUGCUCUUUUCCCCGUGGGAGACUUCUCUGGUUUAUCCACAUUCUCUUACCAAACAGUUUACAGGGUUAACAUGGGUGGACCUCUGGUUACCCCACAGAAUGAUACAUUACAAAGGACAUGGCUGCCUGAUAAGCAAUAUCUUCAAGAUGAAAGAUUGGCUGCUGAUGUUUCUGUUCCCACAACCGUAGUCAAAUACAAAACUGGAGUUACCCCAUUGAUUGCGCCGCAAACAAUUUAUUCCACGGCAGCUAAGAUGGCUGAAUCGCAGACCAUCCAGCCUAAUUUCAAUGUGACAUGGAAUUUUGAUGCUGACCCAUCUUUCAGCUACCUUGUCCGGAUGCACUUCUGUGAUAUAGUUAGUAAAUCUCUCAAUGAUCUCUACUUCAAUGUUUACAUCAACGGCAAAACUGCGGUUUCCGGGUUGGAUUUGUCUUCAUUAACAGGCGGAUUAGCAAUCCCAUAUUACAAAGACAUUGUUGUGAAUGCAACACUGAUGAGUAGCAAUCAGCUUGUUGUUCAGAUCGGUCCAAUGAACGAAGAUACAGGUACUGUUAAUGCAAUCUUGAAUGGUCUCGAGGUUAUGAAA